UUUGGCGCAUGCGCAAACACAUCGGCAAAGCGGAAAGUCCAAGAUGGCGGACUAAGCGGCGUGGCUUUCUGGAGAAGUUUCACAUUUACGAUCUUAUAGAUUCAAAUACCUCAACUAUUUGCCUUUUCUUAAGCUCACCACACGGACUUUGAGUGUGGAGCGACGGCGUGUUACCUGAAGUGAAGAUUGAAGACGUGAUAGAAGAUGGACGACUACUGCUAUGCUAAGAUGGUGACGUCAUGUCAAAGAGAAAGUGAAAGAGAAUCAAAGGAGAACAAUCUGAAAAGCGAAGAUGAAGACAUCCAGCAGCUGAUGGGUAAUCCAGAAGAAGUUUCCCCUCAGUCAGGGGGGAGCUCCACUUUGAAGCAGGAGACUCCACAACCACCCUGCAUUAAAAAGGAAGAGGAGGAACUCUUCAUCACUCAGGAGGGAGAGUGUCUUCUAGGACGAGAGGAAGCUGAUUACACCAAGUUUCCACAGACUAUUGUCUCUGUGAAGACUGAAGAUGAUGAAGAGAAACCACAAGUAGACAACCUCUUAGCUCCACUAUCAGAUAGUGAGGCUGAAGACGAGGUUGAAGAACCUUUGAGCAGCGAUACAGACUGUGAAGGUGAUAUGAGGACUCACACUGACAACAAACACUCUGAAUGCUCUUCAAAGAAGAGAGGUGAAACAUGUUUGAGCUGCUCAGUUUGUGCUGAAAGUUUUACUCAAAAAAGCCAUUUGACUCAACACAUGAGAACACACACAGGAGAAAAAACAUUUAAGUGUUCAGUUUGUGGCAAAAGCUUUUCUCGAAAUAAAUCUUUGACUCAACACAUGAGAACACACACAGGAGAAAAAACAUUUAAGUGUUCAGUUUGUGGCAAAGGCUUUUCUCAAAAUGGCAAUUUGACUCAACACAUGAGAACACACAAAGGGGAAAAACCAUUUAAUUGUUCAGUUUGUGGCAAAAGCUUUUCUCAAAAUGGCAUUUUGACUCGACACAUGAGAACACACACAGGUGAAAAACCAUUUAACUGCUCAGUUUGUGGCAAAAGCUUUUCUCAAAAUGGCAGUUUGACUCAACACAUGAGAACACACACAGGAGAAAGAUCAUAUAAGUGUUCAGUUUGUGGCAAAAGCUUUUCUCAAAAUAGCUAUAUGACUCAACACAUGAGAACACACACAGGUGAAAAACCUUUUAACUGCUCAGUUUGUGGCAAAAGCUUUUCUCAAAAUAGCCAUUUGACUAAACACAUAAGAACGCACACAGGAGAAAAACCAUUUGACUGUUCAGUUUGUGGCAAACGCUUUUCUCAAAAUAGCUCUUUGACUGAACACAUGACAACACACACAGGAGAAAAAAUAUCCAAGUGUUCAGUUUGUGGCAAAAGCUUUUCUCGAAUUAGCUUUAUGACUCGUCACAUGAGCACACACACAGGAGAAAAAACAUUUAAGUGUUCAGUUUGUGGAAAAAGCUUUUCUCGAAAUAGCCAUUUGACUCGUCACAUGAGAACACACACUGGAGAAAAAACAUUUAAGUGUUCAGUUUGUGACAAAAGCUUUUCUCGAAAUAGCCUGUUGACUAAACACCUGAGAACACACACAGGAGAUAAACCGUUUAAUUGUUCAGUUUGCGGCAAAAGCUUUUCUCAAAGUGGCUCUUUGACUGGACACAUGAUAACACACACAGGUAAAAAACCAUUUAGUUGUUCAGUGUGCUUUAAAAGGUUCACACAUAAAGCAGACGCAGUAAAACACAUGAGAACACACACAAGAGAAAAAAUAACAAAGUGUUCAGUUUGUGGCAAAAACUUUUCUCGAAAUAGCUUAAUGACUCGUCACAUGAGAACACACACAGGAGAAAAACCAUUUAAGUGUUCAGUUUGUGGCAAAAGCUUUUCUCGAAAAAGCCAUUUGUCUCGUCACAUGACAAUACACUGGAGACAAAACAUUUAAGUGCUCAGUUUGUGACAAAAGCUUUUUCUCAAAGUGGCUCUUUGACUGGACACAUGCGAACACACACAGGUGAAAAACCAUUUAGUUGUUCAGUGUGCUGUAAAAGGUUCACACAUAAAGCAGACACACAAGAACACACAAGGGAAAAUAAGCAAUAAGCUAUUUGGUUUGUGGUAUGUUGCUCAUAUGUGGCGACAUCCACCCUACCCAGGACCUCCUCACUGCUUCUUUCACAAAUAUCUGAGGUAUUCAUACAAACUUGGAUUAUU
Nerophis ophidion (straightnose pipefish) is the source of this 2210-nucleotide messenger RNA. RefSeq names its product gastrula zinc finger protein XlCGF57.1-like. Gene Ontology annotation, cellular component: nucleus. The coding region runs from base 205 to 1941 and encodes 578 amino acids. Lineage: Eukaryota; Metazoa; Chordata; Actinopteri; Syngnathiformes; Syngnathidae. The record is from RefSeq and is a predicted model, not a curated record. The transcript is spliced from 2 exons.